Colletotrichum destructivum is the source of this 686-nucleotide messenger RNA. RefSeq lists its product as uncharacterized. Lineage: Eukaryota; Fungi; Ascomycota; Sordariomycetes; Glomerellales; Glomerellaceae. The record is from RefSeq and is a predicted model, not a curated record. The coding region runs from base 38 to 280 and encodes 80 amino acids. The transcript has a single exon.
GAAGAAGAGAAGCCACAGAGAACCGGUGUCAUUCGGUAUGACAUCCGCGGAGGAUAGGGCAGGUGCUGUGCCGCCAGACAUGUUACAGGAAGCCGACGAGCGAGGAGUCACCCACAAAUCACCCGUGGGAUCAGUCCCUGCGACACAGGCUCGUUUUGAGCCAGUGACCAGCGUCCGGCUGGUAAGGCGAAACCAGAGUCAACGGGAUCGGCGAAAUUCGACGUUCAAUGAGGUCGCAGCUUGGCGAGCGUCAAGAGAUCGAGGAAGCAGCAUUGGUUAAGGUGCAUUCAUACCGUUUGUAAAGAAGCAGGCGAGAAGGAGUGGGGACGGUUAAACUGAAGCAUUGUUGGCUCUGGCGGUUCCUUUUCUUUCUGUUCUUUCCUGGAGAUUUUGAAGUGGUCCAAAAUAGCAAAAGCAUUAUUCAUUUUUUUUAUGUUCUUUUUUUGUUAUUCCAUCGGCCAAAUCGUCCGGGAUUUUUCUUAUCUUGGAGCAGUGUCUGGUAAUAACGAAAAAGAAGAAAAAAAAGUGCGCCAGACUUGACUGCAAGACGUUCCGAGCCUAUAUAGAUCCGACGCCAGACAUGCGAAAGUUUGUGGGAAGGUGUUCGUCUCGUCCGUGUCGAGCGAAGGUAAAGGGGAAAAAACCUAAAUAAAUAAAACCAUGCGGGACGAAACCUUCGCGUCAUU